AUGUUGGUCGUUCAGUCUGGAAAGGGCAUCUCAUACCACAAGAUGGGCACGGAUGGCUGCGUCGCUUCGACCAAGAUGCUCCUCUCCCAGAAUAACCUGAACCAUGGUAUUGCCAUGAGUCCUGAUGGCAAGACGUUGUAUGCCAGCUCCAUGACCCAGGCUUACUCAUGGCCUUAUGAUGCUGCUGCUGGCACUGUUGGUACCCGAGCGACCAUCAUCACGGGCAUGUACAAUGGAGGCUCCCACUUGACACGUACAUUGGCCAUCGCGCCACAAUCCCCAAACUUGCUCGUAGUAUCACAUGGCUCCAACGCCAACAUCGACACGGCCACCGGUGACUCAAAGACUGGUCGUGCCAUCAUCAAAGUCUUCGACCUGAAAGCAGUACCCAGCGGUGGGUACAACUACGUCUCUGGUGGCUACCUUGCUGGUUAUGGACAGCGCAAUGAGGUCGGUAUGUGCUUUGACAAAAACAACAUGCUCUGGGGUGUCGAAAACAGCGGCGAUGAUUUCAAGCGCACAGUGAACGGCCAGGCCAAAGACAUCCACCAAAACAACCCAGGUGAGAAGAUCCACUACAUCGGCGACGUCACCAAGCCCAACAACAAUUGGUACGGCUAUCCAUCUUGCUUCACCGUGUGGCAACCCUCGGACUUCACCGACAAGACUUUUAAGGUCGGCGACUUCUUCGUUCCGUCCCCCAACACCACCUUCAACGACGACACGUGCAACCAAAAGGCCGUCGCUCCCAAGAUGACACUGUUCCCUCACUCCGCACCCAUCGACUGCAAGUUCGACGCAGAUUCUAGCACCAUGUAUAUCACGUACCACGGCUCUUGGAACCGCUCACCUGUUACGGGCUUCAAGCUUGUCGCAGUCAGCUUCAAGCUUGGUGCUGAUGGACUGUACACGCCAACUGAACCGAUCACGAGCACGACUGCAGCCAAGGAUAUCUUCUACAACCCCAGGGUUGAGAGCUGCCAGGGUAACGGACCGAGCUUUAGCUCCGGAUGCUUCAGGCCUGCGGGGCUGGGGUGGGACUCGCAGGGUAGAUUGUACAUGACCAGUGAUACGUCGAGCAAUGGUGAGCUUUGGGUGUUGGGCAAGUCGUAG
Messenger RNA from Parastagonospora nodorum SN15, 1113 nucleotides. RefSeq lists its product as hypothetical. The record is from RefSeq and is a predicted model, not a curated record. The transcript is spliced from 2 exons. The coding region runs from base 1 to 1113 and encodes 370 amino acids. NCBI's taxonomy places the organism in Eukaryota, Fungi, Ascomycota, Dothideomycetes, Pleosporales, Phaeosphaeriaceae.